CUUCACCGCAGCGCCGACGGGAUGUACGAGGUCUCCUUCUGCUCCAACGCGGUGAUCUCCUACGAUGGCAGCAUCUUCUGGCUGCCUCCGGCCAUCUACAAGAGCGCCUGCAAGAUCGAGGUGAAGCACUUCCCCUUCGACCAGCAGAACUGCACCAUGAAGUUCCGCUCCUGGACCUACGACCGCACUGAGAUCGACCUGGUGCUGAAGAGCGAGGUGGCCAGCCUGGAUGACUUCACACCCAGCGGCGAGUGGGACAUCGUGGCGCUGCCAGGACGGCCCAUCAACCUCAUCAGCCCCUGCAUCCUCAUCACCUCCCUGGCCAUCCUCGUCUUCUACCUCCCAUCCGACUGCGGCGAGAAGAUGACGCUCUGCAUCUCUGUCCUCCUCGCCCUCACCGUCUUCCUGCUGCUUAUCUCCAAGAUCGUGCCGCCCACCUCACUGGACGUGCCGCUGGUGGGCAAGUACCUCAUGUUCACCAUGGUGCUGGUGACCUUCUCCAUCGUCACCAGCGUCUGCGUCCUCAACGUGCACCACCGCUCGCCCACCA
Molecule: messenger RNA, 550 nt
Organism: Tauraco erythrolophus (red-crested turaco)
Lineage: Eukaryota; Metazoa; Chordata; Aves; Musophagiformes; Musophagidae
Source: RefSeq, a predicted model, not a curated record